Molecule: messenger RNA, 3033 nt
Organism: Phragmites australis (common reed)
Lineage: Eukaryota; Viridiplantae; Streptophyta; Magnoliopsida; Poales; Poaceae
Product: C2 and GRAM domain-containing protein At1g03370-like
Exons: 6
Coding region: 427-3033 (868 amino acids)
Source: RefSeq, a predicted model, not a curated record
GCCAGCCCCCCCUCCUAUUUUUGGAGAGGUGAACCUGAAGCAGCCCAUGCAGCACGGAGGCCACUCCUCCCAGCGCUCCAUCCCCUCGUCGAUCGGACGGGCCCGUCAACCUCCCAUCCUCCCUAGCACGAAUCUCGAGGCGCAGCGAAGGCUCAAAAUCAAACUAGCGAGUAACUCGGGCGCGGGCAAACGUCGUCCUCCUCCCUCCCUCCCUCCCUCCCUAGUGACCAACGAUUCCGAACCAGCCAGAAAUCUCUGCCCAAAGAAAUUUCGCUUUCUUGAUCCGUCCUUGCAUGCCUCCUAGAAAUUUCGUUUCUUGAUCCGUUAUUGCCUCGAUUUCGUCGUAUGUCGCGCGAAAAUCUUUGGACAAGAGAGUGAUGGACAAUAAGUGGGCUUGGUUUUGAUGGUCGUUGCCGGGAUCCUCGCAUGACAAAGUCGGAGAAGAGCGCGUCGGCGGAGGCGGCGAGCGCUCGGCGGAUCACCCCGAUGAAGCUGCUGGUGCGCGUCGUGGAGGCGCGCGGGCUCCCGGCCGUCCACGUCGACGGCUCCAGCGACCCCUUCGUGAAGCUGCAGCUGGGCAAGCGGCGCGCCAAGACGGCCGUGGUCAAGCGCAGCCUGGCGCCCGCCUGGGACGAGGAGUUCAGCUUCCUCGUCGGCGACGUCGCCCAGGAGCUCGUCGUGUCCGUGCUCAACGAGGACAAGUACUUCAGCAACGACGUGCUGGGCCGCGUCCGGGUGCCGCUCGCCCGGGUCAUGGAGACCGACGACCUCUCGCUCGGCACCGCGUGGUACCAGCUCCAGCCCAAGAGCAAGAAGUCCAAGAAGAAAUGCCGCGGAGAGGUUUGCCUGCGCAUUUCGUUGUCUACAAGAACCCAUGUCUCUGAUGAAUCGCAGAGUGUUCCACAUCAUACUUCAGAUGACUUGGCAUCCAGCUCAGACAGGUCAAUUGAUAAUAAAGAUGCAACUUUAUCAACAACCAAUAGCUACAUCGACCUAUCAGCCGUUGCCAGCAUGGACCGAGCAUCGCACAGCAGUUUCGAACGAUUAGCGGAUGCAGACCAACCAACCCGUAGCAGCACUGAACAAGCAACCACUGAACCCGGAGCAGCUGCUGACAAUGAUGCAAUGGCGAAUCCAUCAUCAGUGGUAGAGGUCUUGUCUCGCUAUUUCUUCGGGAGACCCGUCGAAGCUGCUGCGCCUUCUCUAGCAUCAGACACCGAGUCAGUUGAUCAGUUCCAAGAGUCAAAGAUGUGCUCUGAAGAUCGUGAAACCCCUGAGAAGGGCACAUCAUCAGAGUCAAGCCUUGAUGAGCUACUGAAAAUCAUGGAGUCAAAAGAUCAAGGGUCUGAAAUGCCUGGAAACUUGCCUAGUGGUGUACUAAUCGAUGAAUCUUAUGUUGCUGCACCGGCUGAGUUGAACUCCCUCUUGUUUUCGCCAAAUUCAGAUUUCUGGCCAGCAGUGGCAGAGCUUCAAGGAACAAGUGGGUUUCAGAUUGAACCGUGGAAACUUGAAAAUAAUGAUAAUUGUUUACAAAGAAAAUUAACAUACACAAAAGCUGCAAGCAAGUUAGUUAAAGCUGUGAAAGCCACAGAAGAGCAGAAAUACUUGAAAGCAACUGGAAAUUCUUUCGCAGUGUUCUCUGUUGUUAGCACUCCUGAUGUUCCCUGUGGAAAUUGUUUCAAGGUAGAGAUACUGUAUUGUAUCACACCAGGUCCCCAGUUAUCAUCCGAAGAACAAACAUCGCAUCUUACUAUAAGCUGGCGGGUAAACUUUGUUCAGAGCACAAUGAUCAAAGGAAUGAUUGAGAAUGGUGCCAAACAAGGCAUGGCAGAAGGCUAUGCACAAUUUUCUGAAGUACUGUCCCAGAGGCUUAAAGUAGCUGAGCUUGAUGAUGCUAAUUCGCACAAAGAAAAGAUUUUAGCUUCAUUACAUGCACAAAAAGAAACAGGCUGGAGGUUGAUCGUCCGCUUUCUUGGGAACUUUACAUUCAUAUUCUCUGUUGUCAUAGCACUAUAUGUUAUAGCCCACCUUCAUUUAUCCAGCCCCGGUGUGAUGCACGGGCUUGAAUAUUUUGGCCUUGACCUUCCAGAUUCAAUUGGGGAAGUUGUAGUUUGUGCAGUUUUGAUUCUUCAGGGACAGAAUAUUGUCAAAGUAAUACGGCGCUUCUUAAGUGCAUGGAAACAAAGAGGUAGUGAUCAUGGGGUCAAAGCUCAUGGUGAUGGUUGGUUGCUGACUGUUGCGCUUAUUGAGGGCACUGGUAUAACAGCUGCUGGUUCAUCUGACUUAUUUGAUCUCUAUGCCAUUUUCACAUGCAAUGCAAAGAGGAAAACAAGCUCAAUUAAAUUUCAGACACCUGAUCCAAAAUGGAAUGAGAUAUUCGAAUUUGAUGCUAUGGAUGAUCCUCCGUCAAGGAUGGAUAUUGCUAUUUAUGAUUCAAGUGCACCAUGUAAUGAAGCUCCCAUUGGUCACACAGAAGUGAAUUUUCUGAAAAACAAUUUGUCAGAUUUAACUGACAUAUGGCUUCCUCUUGAUGGAAAGUGUGAUCAAGCAAGCAACCCUAAACUACAUUUGAGAAUAUUUUUGAACAACUCGAGGGGGACUGAAGUUGUCAUGAAUUACCUUGCAAAGAUGGGGAAAGAAGUUGGUAAGAAGAUAAAUUUGCGGUCAGCCCAAACAAAUGCUGCGUUCCGAAAGCUAUUUGUACUCCCUCCAGAAGAGUUCCUCAUCGAUGAUUUCACCUGCCAUCUAAAACGGAAGAUGCCACUUCAGGGGCGCCUCUUUUUUUCUCCAAGAAUAGUUGGAUUUUAUUCUAACAUAUUUGGACACAAAACCAAGUUUUUCUUUCUGUGGGAAGACGUUGAUGACAUCCAGGUUAUCCCCGCUACACUGUCGAUUGGUAGCCCGUCGUUAAUGAUCAUCCUUCGAAAGGAAAGAGGUUCAGAAGCAAAACAUGGUGCCAAGGGAACAGAUCAUCAUGGAAGACUCAAAUUCCAUUUCCAAUCUUUUGUUUCGUUCAAUGAUGCUUACAGGUAG